Molecule: messenger RNA, 1935 nt
Organism: Eruca vesicaria subsp. sativa (arugula)
Lineage: Eukaryota; Viridiplantae; Streptophyta; Magnoliopsida; Brassicales; Brassicaceae
Source: the annotation of a GenBank genome assembly
AAGUGAUAAAAUACUUGUUCGAUCUGGUUUUAAAACAUUUCCUUCCCAAGGGAGCGAGAAUCGAAGCUCCACCGAUCGAAUCCAUUUGUUGCGUCAAUGGCGACAAGGUUUCUUCAUCGACAACGUUUGGAGAAAGGUGAUUCCUUUAGCCGUCUUUUGAGCCUCUCUCUCUGGUUUCGAGCUUUCUGCGAUUACCGAGGAGCCAUUUCGAGAAACAGUCUUCCCUUCAGCGAAGCUCUGGAUCUCUUCACUCGCAUGGCCGAGUCUCGUCCCCUUCCUUCCAUCAUCGAUUUCACGAAGCUGCUAACCGCUAUUUCCAAAUCCAAGAGAUUCCAUGUCGUCAUCACUCUCUGCAACCAUCUCGAGACGUUAGGGAUUUCACACGAUAUCUAUACCUGCAAUCUCCUAAUCAACUGUCUCUCCCAAUCUCCUCAACCUCAUCUCGCUUCCUCGUUUCUUGGGAAGAUGAUGAAACUCGGCUUUAGCCCUGACAUCGUCACUUUUACAUCUCUCGUCCAUGGAUUCUGCAUCAGGAAUAGACCCGACGAUGCCAUGUAUAUCGUUAAUCAGAUGGGAAGAAUCGAACCUGAUGUUGUAAUGUACACUACACUCAUUGAGAGUCUUUGCAGAAACGGUCUUGUGGAUAAGGCCAUGAGCAUGUUCGACCAAAUGGAGGUGAAACCUGAUGCUGUCACCUACACGUCUCUCGUGAACGGUCUUUGUAACUCUGGUAGGUUUGAUGAUGCUGUUACGCUACUGAACGAUAUGAUGAGAAGGAGAAUUAACCCUGAUGUUAUCACUUUCAAUGCGUUGAUCGAUGGGUUUGUGAAGAAAGGGAAGCUUUUGGAGGCUAGAGAGCUGUACAGUGAGAUGACUCGAGUCUCUGUAGCUCCUGAUGUCUUCACUUACACUUCCUUGAUCAACGGGCUUUGCAUGGAAGGUCGUGUCGAUGAGGCCAAGGAGAUGUUUUAUUCUAUGGAGUGCUUUCCAGAUGUUGUGGCUUAUACUAGUCUCAUAAACGGUUUCUGCAAAUCGAGAAAGGUAGAGUAUGGGAUGAAACUCUUCUACGAGAUGACUCACAGAGGUUUACUUGGUAACACCAUCACUUACACCACUCUUAUCCAAGGUUUCUGUCAAGUGGGUAAACAUAAAGCCGCACAAGAGUUUUUUUGUCAGAUGGUUUCUCGUGGGGUGUCUCCCAAUAUUAGGACCUACAACGUUUUGUUGCAUGGACUGUGUUUGAAUGGGAAGCUAGAUAAAGCGUUGUUGAUAUUUGAAGAUAUACAAAAGAGAGAGAUUGAUGUUAAUAUUGUUACGUAUACUAUAAUCAUCCAAGGGAUGUGCAAAGCUGGUAAACUCAAAGAUGCUGUUGAUUUGUUUUGUAGCCUCCCUUCCAAAGGGAUGAAGCCUAACGUUGUAACAUACAGUACAAUGAUAUCAGGGCUGUUUAGGGAAGGGUUAAAGCUUGAAGCUCAUGUGUUGUUUAGGAAAAUGAAAGAAGAUGGGGUUGUUUCACCAAAUUAGUUGAAACACCAUAGGUGAAGCGAUGAUUGCUUCUUCUGUUCACAGAAUGUGAUGGUGCAGAGCAGUUACAGUUUCUAAUGGGAUAUAUGAUGUAACUUUCAUAAGCACAUGUUGCCUAUGUGUGUGUAGGAUGAUGAUUCACAUUUGUAUCUUUGAUGUGCCUCUAAAAGAAAGGAUAUGGAUGCAGCUUAUAAGGUUUCCAAGGGGAGCAUCAGAAAGACUUCCGUAGAGAUGAAGUUUAUACACUUAGCUUAUUACUAGUAAUUACAUAGUUGUUGUGAAGCAACCAGGAAUUGUUUAUACAUACAGUGAGGAGAGGAUGUGAUAGCCGAGAGGAUGUAGGCUCAUUUAGAAAAGUGCAUACAUAGAUUGAUUUAUUUUCAUGGGUUUUUAGUAAUAAAACCCCUCAAC